This is a messenger RNA of Pleurotus ostreatus (oyster mushroom), 522 nucleotides long. RefSeq lists its product as uncharacterized. The transcript is spliced from 6 exons. The record is from RefSeq and is a predicted model, not a curated record. Lineage: Eukaryota; Fungi; Basidiomycota; Agaricomycetes; Agaricales; Pleurotaceae. Bases 1 to 522 code for a protein of 173 amino acids.
AUGGCGCAUUAUAGGGAUUCCUGGGAUGGGUACAGGGCCAAUCGCAAUCGUAUCUUGGACCAUCUAGUUGGCGGGCACAUCGAUAAUGCGAUCAUCCUCUCAGGGGACAGCCACGGAAACUGGGUCUCUGAUCUAGCCCAUCCAAAUGACACCACAAGUUACAACCCCAUCACUGGCGCGGGUGCCGUUGGUGUUGAAUUCGCGGGCACUGCGGUGACAUCUACGUCCACCUUCGGGGCUGAUACCAAUCAGUCUAUAGCAGAGGGCCUUUCACGCCAAUUGGUACAAGCUAACCCCGACUUACAAUGGAGCGAAGGAUUCUUCAGAGGGUUUUACACGCUUACCGUCGAUGUCCACCAAAUCAAAGCCGACUUCUUCGCAAUGAGGAACAUCACUAUUCCAAAUCUCGAGGCCUUCGUAUCCGCAAGCUUCAUUGUCGAAAACGGUGCCAAUAAGUUGAAACGACCCAUUGCAGGAGGGAAGAUAAACGCAGGAGCAUUGAAAUCUACUCGCGAGGAAUGA